AGAAUUUGCAUCGAGGUGUUUAUGCUUGAGAGUCACGGGCAUAACCUCGCGGACGCCAUUCGUGACGUGUCUCGUGAAUCUCCGUCAGCGCUCGUGUCGACUCGGACGCGGUCAUGCGCAUGCGCGGUCAUGCGUGGUCACGCGAUCGAGUUCGUCGAUCGAGGAACUGUCAUUGUCAGGUUAAAUUGCAUUCGUACUGAUUCGUACGAUCUGGAGAUCUGCGAAUCCACGAAGAAGCUUUUAAAGCGGCUCAGCUGGUUAAUAUCGAUCUCGAGCUCGUGGUUCAACAUGUCGAAUCCAUCAGAGCGAGUCAAUUAUGUGCAAGACAGCAGCAGUGAUACAGAGACUGAUUACAAAGAGACUGAUGGAAGAGGAAGGCAUCAUUUAUACAAGAAUAGGCUGAGUUGUGGUGGCUCGUCGAAGCCGAAAUCUUGUCUGGUACAGAGGGACGGCAGCGGCGAUCGGCAUUGUCAUUCUUUCAAUUCCGGCAGAAAUUCCCAGAACACGAAUCUCACAAAUCACCAUAACAGGGAGAUUAUUAAUCUUAUCCCCAGAAUUCGCACGAACGUCGGCAUCACUAAACAGAAUCAGAACCAAAAUCAAAGCAGCAGCAGGGACAACGCUAUAUCGGGAGGGUCGACGAUAUUAGGAUCUACUACUGGAAUUAGUAAUCAACCAACCAGCGAUGAGAGAAUCACCCUGAUUGUCGAUAACACUAGAUUUAUCGUUGAUCCAGCUUUGUUUACGGCGCAUCCCAACACAAUGUUGGGUCGCAUGUUCAGCUCAGGGGUAGAAUAUGCCCAGCCUAAUGAACGCGGUGAAUACGAGGUCGCAGACGGCAUUUCUGCCAUGGUUUUUCGCGCUAUUUUAGAAUAUUAUAAGGGCGGAGUAAUUCGAUGUCCUCCAACUGUAAGUGUUCAAGAAUUGCGAGAGGCCUGCGACUAUCUGCUGGUGCCCUUUGAUGCUAGUACAGUGAAGUGCCAAAAUCUUAGAGGAUUGCUACACGAGUUGUCGAAUGAGGGUGCGCGUUGCCAGUUUGAAGUGUUCUUGGAGGAUCUGAUUUUGCCGCUAAUGGUUAAUAGUGCGCGACGUGGCGAUCGCGAAUGCCACAUUGUCGUCUUGCUCGAGGAUGACGUAGUCGAUUGGGACGAAGAAUACCCUCCUCAAAUGGGCGAAGAAUAUUCCCAAACUGUCAACAGUACGGCAAUGUAUCGUUUCUUCAAAUAUAUUGAAAAUCGGGACGUAGCUAAGCAAGUGAUGAAAGAACGCGGUUUGAAAAAAAUUCGCUUAGGUAUCGAAGGCUAUCCAACCUAUAAAGAGAAGGUGAAGAAACGCGCUGGUGGUCGCGCCGAGGUCAUUUACAACUACGUUCAACGACCCUUUAUCCAUAUGUCAUGGGAAAAAGAAGAGGCCAAAAGCCGUCACGUUGACUUUCAAUGUGUUAAAUCCAAAUCAGUGACAAAUCUUGCUGAAGCCACGGCUGAUCCUGUUUUAGACGCCGCUGGAAAUCCUAUGCUUCUUCAAGUCGCUGAAGGAGCCGUUCCUCAACCAGAAGUAGUUGGACUUCCUAUGGGUUCAGAUGCUGAUGUGGACGGACCUAUGGGAUCUGGCGAUCAAGACUUGGGUCCGCUACCAUCUGAUGAAUUACCGUGAAAGGUAGAAAUAAAUUAAAAUAAGAUUUAGAGAUCUUAAAAAAGAUCCUGCAAAAAUCUGAUCAAAAAGCUCUUUUGAAGAGAAUUUUGAAGAACAUAUUGAAAAGGCUUUGAAAAUGGUCGAAGAAAGACCAAAGAUGACAUUGAAAAUGUUUAUGGAAGAGAUGAGUUUGAAAAUUCUUGAACAAAAACUUUGAAGAGGAUUAUGUUCGUCUCUGCUAGCUUCAAAGACUCUGCAAUGCAUUAAAUGCGAAAAAUUGGACUUCAAAAAUUGGAAUGCGUUGGAUUCUGAAGACUUUGGAAUACAUUGGAUUUUGAAGGUA
Molecule: messenger RNA, 1975 nt
Organism: Camponotus floridanus (Florida carpenter ant)
Lineage: Eukaryota; Metazoa; Arthropoda; Insecta; Hymenoptera; Formicidae
Product: BTB/POZ domain-containing protein 10
Exons: 7
Coding region: 22-1653 (543 amino acids)
Biological process (GO): positive regulation of phosphorylation
Cellular component (GO): cytoplasm
Molecular function (GO): protein binding
Source: RefSeq, a predicted model, not a curated record